Molecule: messenger RNA, 5536 nt
Organism: Dunckerocampus dactyliophorus (ringed pipefish)
Lineage: Eukaryota; Metazoa; Chordata; Actinopteri; Syngnathiformes; Syngnathidae
Gene: cnot6a
Product: CCR4-NOT transcription complex, subunit 6a
Exons: 12
Coding region: 139-1818 (559 amino acids)
Biological process (GO): nuclear-transcribed mRNA poly(A) tail shortening
Cellular component (GO): nucleus; CCR4-NOT complex; cytoplasm
Molecular function (GO): poly(A)-specific ribonuclease activity; protein binding
Source: RefSeq, a predicted model, not a curated record
CUUGACGUUAUCAGCAGAGGGAAAAAAUCCCCACAGUCGCCAUAAUACAGCAGCGGAAACGGCAGCGAAGUGGCUAGAAAACAAAAGACAACACGCAGUCGUCCUCGCCAUUUGGUAUGCUCUUGCAGUGUUACAGGAAUGCCCAAGGAAAAAUAUGACCCGCCAGAUCCCAGGCGGAUGUACACAAUAAUGUCCAGCGAGGAGGCAGCCAAUGGGAAGAAGUCAUACUGGGCUGAGCUGGAAAUUAGUGGUCGAGUAAGGAGUCUGAGCACAGCUCUGUGGUCUCUCACCCACCUCACUGCCCUACACCUCAGUGACAACUCCUUGUCACGCAUCCCGCCAGACAUUGCCAAACUACACAAUUUGGUGUACCUGGAUCUUUCAUCCAACAAGAUCAGGAGUCUGCCGGCAGAGCUUGGCAACAUGGUGUCUCUCAGGGAACUGCUUUUAAAUAACAACCAGUUGCGGGUUCUGCCCUUUGAAUUGGGAAAACUGUUUCAGUUACAAACACUGGGGUUAAAAGGAAACCCACUUGCACAAGAAAUUAUGAGCCUCUACCAGGAACCUGAUGGCACGCGGAGACUGCUCAACUACUUGUUAGACAAUCUGGCGGGGGCGAUCAAGCGCAUACCAUCAGAACAGCCUCCGGCCCGGUCAUGGAUCUCUCUCCAGGAACCAGACCGAACCCGGCCAUCAGCACUGUUCUCUGUCAUGUGCUACAAUGUGCUGUGUGAUAAGUAUGCCACAAGGCAGCUGUACGGCUACUGCCCUUCUUGGGCUCUAAACUGGGAGUACAGGAAGAAGUCCAUCAUGCAGGAGAUCCUGGGCUGCAAUGCGGACAUCAUUAGUUUGCAGGAAGUUGAGACAGAGCAGUACUACAAUUUCUUCUUGCCGGAGCUGAAGGAGCAGGGUUACGAUGGGUUUUUCAGUCCUAAAUCGCGAGCCAGGACCAUGUCCGAAUCGGACCGCAAACACGUGGACGGAUGUGCAAUUUUCUACAAGACAGACAAGUUCAGUGCGGUGCAGAAGCACACGGUGGAGUUCAACCAGCUGGCUAUGGCUAACUCAGAGGGCUCAGAGGCCAUGUUGAACCGAGUGAUGACUAAGGACAACAUUGGCGUUGCAGUACUGCUCGAAGUCCGCAAGGAAAUGAUGGAGGUCUCCUCUGGAAAGUCACUGCACGGCAUGGAGAAGCAGCUGCUGCUGGUAGCCAACGCCCACAUGCACUGGGACCCGGAAUACUCUGACGUCAAGCUGGUCCAGACCAUGAUGUUCCUGUCGGAAGUUAAGAACAUAGUGGACAAGGCGACACGCAGCCUCAAGUUGUCCUCGGUUUCUGGUGAAACCAACGCCAUUCCACUGGUGCUCUGCGCUGACCUCAACUCUUUGCCUGACUCUGGUGUAGUGGAGUACUUGAGUACGGGUGGAGUGGACUGCACCCACAAGGACUUCAAGGAGCUUCGCUACAGCGACAGCCUCACCAAAUUCAACUGCAAUGGCAAGAACAGCACAUCCAACGGCAGGAUCACCCACGGCUUCAAGCUGAAAAGUGCUUACGAGAACAGCCUGAUGCUUUACACCAACUACACGUUUGACUUCAAGGGUGUCAUCGACUACAUUUUCUACUCCAAGCCCCACCUGAACGUCCUGGGCAUCCUGGGCCCACUGGACCCCCACUGGCUGGAAGAGAACAAUGUCAGCGGCUGUCCGCAUCCUCACAUCCCCUCCGACCACUUCAGUCUCUUUGCUCACCUGGAGCUGCUCCUGCCCAACGUGCCCCCCCAAGUCAACGGUCUCCAUCUGCCUGCACGCAGGUAGUGAGUCCCUCCUGCCACUCCCACCACAGGGUGGGGGGAGAGCUCUCCCUCUCUCCCCCUUCUCCUCACUCACUACCAGCUCUUCCCUCCACCACACUGGAGGCGGAAGGGAAAAAUGGAGAAAAAAAAAACACCACCUGUAAAAUAUUCGUACAGUGAGGUCUGGCCAACAGGGAUUUCAUAUAAUGUUAUAGAUAUUCUAUAUUUUUUCUUUCUUUCUCUUUUUUUUAACUGCUUGAUUCAGUCCGAUUUGUGUAUCAUAUUUUGUGUUUUGGACUCCCUUUCCUUACCAAAUCCAACCCACCUGUCUUUCCACCUUGCUACACAGGAUGGUCGCCCAUUCAGCUUUUAUGUAGAGAGUUUUAGACUGAGACGACCACAUUUCACUGGAGAAAAGCUUCCAAGCCGAUGGUGCGUCUUGUCUGUCUGUCGUGUACAAACCUGAAACCAGCAAAGACAGCAGACGUGUCACUCUCAGACGACCAUGGUCGUGCCACUUCGCCUGUGGCCGAGCUAGAGCAGCUGGUAGUUGGGAGCGAUGAAGCUUUCCUGCUAUCAUUCUGUGGUGCUCAGGCCUCGUCUAGUGGUCACGGGCCUCCUGCGGUGCUACACCUCUGAACGCUCCCUCCACCUGCUCUGGCCCUUGGUGCAAUAGCUCCCCCCAAAAAAAUCCACAGACCCACCCAACGGUGCUGCAUGACUUCACACAGCCUGUAGGGGUCUGAUGGAGGAUGCUUUGAGAAACCAUCAGCUUGUGUUGCUAGGUUAGUCUGAUAUGGAGCUUGCAUUGAACGCCCCUCUUAAAUUUGGGCAAGGGGCAUUUAGGCUGAUGGGCAAAUACAGACCAGCAUUCCUCUCACUGUCUGCACACACACACACACACACACACACACACACACUCACACACGCACGCACGUAUGUCAUUUCCAGGCAGAUCUGUAGCACUGUCUCAACGGCCAGUAGUGACUUUCCUGCUCCAUCAAUCUGCACACACACACAACAAAAGCAGUGUUUUGUUUUCUUUUGUUCAGUUUUUCCACAAGUGUUUGUACAGAAUAGAGACCUAGACUCAGUCUGUCUUUACAUGAUUGUAUAUGAACCACAAAAAGACCUGUUUUUUCUGGCGUUUUUUUUGUACCAAGAGUAAAUUAUGAUCCGAUUUGAGAGAAGAUUGUAUGUACACUAUGGCUAAAUUUUUAUCCAGUUGACAUGAAAUUGAAUAUGACCAGCUUGUACAAACAACGUUAAGAAGAAGAAGAAGAAGAGGUUGUUCACGGCGCUCCCUGUCACGACUUUGCACUCCUUUAGAGAUGAAUGGUAAUGUAGUGUGUCGUGUUUUUAAACACCCUUCCCCUUCUCCCAUUGCUGAUCUUUUUGAUUUGCUGGCAGAUUGCUGCGAUUGUACAUAGACACUUUGAGUACAUCUGCCUCUUGCUUUUACCAAGCCAUCAAUCAUCUUCCCCCCCACCAGCUCACCUCUGCAUCCACACGCGCACACUAACACACAGGGCGUGCGACUGACACCCCAACACACGUCCAAGCAAAACAUUGUGCCUCAUGGUAGCUCUUGUUGUCGUCUUGCACUACUACUUCUAACAUUUGACGGACGCCUGAACAACCUUUUCUGCUUUUAUUUUUAAAUACUGUUGAGACAUUUGUGAAGAUUUUAUGUCCUUGUUUUGUUUUGUUACAAGUUGCUUUUCCUUUUUUAUGAGCCGUGACAAUGUCGAUGAUGUUGUGUAUAUCCUUCCUAUGCUUUGAUCUCCCCUUAGUAAUCAGGUAUGUGUGUGACUCUACCCCCUCUGUUUAGGAUCAGGAGUGUCUUUUUAUAAAAAAAAAAAAAAUUCAAAGAAAAAAGUCGUCAUUGUACAUUAGCACACAUCUACCACCUGGACUUCCCCACGCCCCCGUCCACCCCCACCCCGAAGCCAAUUUGCCCAUCACUGUAAUGACCCUUUAUUUAGUCAAGCUGCGUCUCUUUUUAAAAUCCUUUUUGAGCAACCACUUUGUAUCAUUCACCCCCUCGCCGCUGCAGCUACUGUGCCAUCCAUGGACCUCCUUCACCCCCAUUCACCUCUCACCUAUCCCCACCAAGAGGGGCGCGUCAUCCACUGCCCCCUCCCCCCCAUACCAUACAUGACAAGCACUUAGCAGACCGUCAUCCUCUCACAUUAGUGACUACUUAGUCACUACUUUUUAAAGCGGAGGGAAGUAAAUAGGAAAUAUGAAGUUAGUCCUCAGAGCUUUUUUUUCUUGUCCUGUUUGCCUCCUCCACGGUUUUUAACUGUUUUCCAAUGAAAACCCAACUGUGUCCAGUUUGAUUUUGUUUCUUUUUUUCUCCUCCUGAAUGGCAUUAGUAUUGUAGUAAAAAGCUAGCUUUUUUUUUUGUAAAGUGUGAAUAAAAGCUGUAUCUCAUGUUUCCUUUCUAAAAUGAUAUUGAAUUGUGUUGAUGUAUAAAUAAUGAAUUCUAUGAUGGUAACGUUUGCAACAUACAUGUUUUUACUUUGAAUGCUUUCUCCGCCCACCCCCCCUCGUAUGCUCUUUAUCCGCCACAAACCAAAUCCUCUGUCGUGUUGAGGAGAAUGUCCGGGUGAUGCCCACAGGAUGAAGGUCAGGAAGGGUGGCAUCUUUUUGGUGUCAGAACAGGGAUCUUCAACCUUCCUUUUACAUUUGUGCUUGGUUUUUGUUAGCUUUAUUUUGGAUGUUUCCUGGCACUAGCUGGAGAGUGCUAGUGCCUGAAGGUGAGGGCAGCAGAGCUGACCUCACGGCUACUGCCGCUGGUCGCCAGACUGCUGCCGUGACGAGUCCCAUCGCGACGUUUGUGCUUGGAUAUGUCACACUUGACUACGCUUGAUUUGAUUCUCGCAGGACAGGGCAAGGUUGUGUAAUCAUGUCGUUGGGCUUUUGUCAUUUCCACUGUUGUGAUUUCCCAAGCUGCAUCUCUUAUUAUUUUUUUUUGCGGUGCACACCAAAGCUGCUUGUAGUCACCAAUCAUUCACAAUUGUAUCCAAAUGAUGUGAACUGUAGGGCUGCAAGGACUAGUUCUCUGCUUAUUUACGUCAUGACACCUUUUCAAUGAAUUGAUUGCAUCCUUUUUAAGAUAAAUGGCAAUAAUACUCCCCGACACUCUGACACAUUUGUAGGCAUUUUCUCUGGCGACUAAUGUAGCUUUUUGUCAUCUUGAUCUCUUGUGCUUUCUUGUUCUUUCAAACAACGCUCCACUCACUGAAUAGAUUUCAUGCAUCACUUGUAUAUUUGCUUAUCCUUUCCUCCCCGCUGACCUUGUGCUCGUCGUUCAACGAUCAGGAUUGUCUUUAUCGAUCUGUAGUCAGCUGAGUACAUUUUAUUGAUCUGUCACUGUGUUUAUGCACUGGACCAACUAUUGUUUACCAUUCAUAAAAUACCAGCAAAAAAAAAAUCAAGUAAUUAAAAAGACGACAAAACACUUGCACAAUGUUGUAGAAUGUCCAUUAACCCAGAUGAGAAAUCAAGGCAGCUCUUUUCAAAUCAACGCAUACUGUUUUAAAAAGGAACUGAAUGGUAAACAAUGUUUUCUCUUGUAUCCUUAUUAGCCGUCCUCUCAAUUCUCUUUUUGGACUAGUUUUUGUACUUCUUUAUUUUUGGUUCAUUGACUACAGGUUCUGCUUGUUUCCUCUUUUCACCUACCUGUGUAUUUUCCUACUUCUUGUUCAGAAUAAAUUCUAUAUUAUCUGUUUCAA